Molecule: messenger RNA, 3183 nt
Organism: Cricetulus griseus (Chinese hamster)
Lineage: Eukaryota; Metazoa; Chordata; Mammalia; Rodentia; Cricetidae
Source: RefSeq, a predicted model, not a curated record
AAACCACUUACCUUUGCUGACUGCAUUAGUGAUGAGUUGCCGCUAGGAUGGGAAGAAGCAUAUGACCCACAGGUUGGCGAUUACUUCAUAGACCACAAUACCAAGACCACUCAGAUCGAGGAUCCGAGGGUGCAAUGGCGGCGGGAGCAAGAGCACAUGCUGAAGGAUUACCUGGUCGUGGCCCAGGAGGCUCUGAGUGCACAAAAGGAGAUCUACCAGGUGAAGCAGCAGCGUCUGGAGCUGGCACAGCAGGAGUAUCAGCAGUUGCAUGCCGUCUGGGAGCAUAAGCUGGGCUCCCAGGUCAGCUUGGCCUCUGGGUCUUCAUCUAGCUCCAAGUAUGACCCUGAGAUCCUGAAAAAUUAAAUUGCCACUGCAAAAUCCCGGGUCAACAAGUUGAAGAGAGAGAUGGUCCACCUGCAGCACGAGCUACAGUUCAAAGAGCGUGGCUUUCAGACCUUGAAGAAAAUUGACAAGAAAAUGUCCGAUGCUCAGGGUGGCUACAAACUGGAUGAGGCCCAGGCUGUGUUGAGGGAAACAAAAGCCAUCAAGAAAGCCAUCACCUGUGGAGAAAAAGAGAAGCAAGACCUGAUCAAGAGCCUUGCCAUGCUGAAAGAUGGCUUCCGGACAGACAGAGGGUCUCACUCUGACCUAUGGUCCAGCAGCAGCUCUCUGGAGAGUUCCAGCUUCCCAAUGCCAAAGCAGUUCCUGGACGUGAGCUCACAAAGGGACAUCUCUGGGAGUUUCAACACCAGCAGCAGCAAUCAGUUGGCCGAGAAGGUCAGGCUGCGCCUGCGCUAUGAAGAGGCUAAGAGAAGGAUAGCCAACCUCAAAAUCCAGCUGGCCAAACUUGACAGUGAGGCCUGGCCUGGGGUGCUAGACUCAGAGAGGGACCGACUGAUCCUCAUCAAUGAGAAAGAGGAACUGCUGAAGGAGAUGCGCUUCAUCAGUCCUCGGAAAUGGACCCAGGGAGAGGUGGAGCAGCUAGAGAUGGCCCGGAGGCGACUGGAGAAGGACCUGCAGGCAGCACGGGAAACCCAGAGCAAAGCGCUGACCGAGAGGUUGAAGUUAAACAGCAAGAGGAACCAGCUGGUGAGAGAACUGGAGGAAGCCACCCGGCAGGUGGCCACUCUGCACUGUCAGCUGAAAAGCCUCUCAAGCAGCAUGCAGUCACUGUCUUCAGGCAGCAGCCCUGGGUCACUCACUUCCAGCCGGGGCUCCCUGGCUGCCUCUAGCCUGGACUCCUCCACCUCAGCCAGCUUCACUGACCUCUAUUACGACCCAUUCGAGCAGCUUGACUCGGAGCUCCAGAGCAAGGUGGAACUGCUGUUCCUGGAGGGUGCCACAGGCUUCCGUCCCUCCUUCAUCCAUGAGGAUGAGGUGGCCAAAACACAGAAGGCAGAAGGAGGCAGCCGCCUGCAGGCCUUACGCUCCCUGUCUGGCACUCCCAAAUCCAUGACCUCCCUGUCACCUCGCUCCUCUCUCUCCUCCCCAUCCCCUCCCUGCUCCCCUCUCAUCACUGAUCCCCUCCUGACUGGAGAUGCCUUUCUGACCCCGCUGGAGUUUGAAGACACUGAGCUGAGUACCACUCUUUGUGAGCUGAGCCUUGGCAGCAGUAACCGGGACAGAUACCGGCUGGAGGAACCCGGACCUGAGGGCAAGUCACUGGGCCAAGCUGCAAGUGUGGCCGCAGGGUGUGGUCUGAAAGUAGCCUGUGUAUCCGCUGCAGUGUCCGAUGAGUCGGUAGCUGGGGACACUGGUGUGUAUGAAGCUUCGGCANGUAGACUGGGUACUUCUGAAGCUGCUACAUUCGACAGUGAAGAAUCGGAAGCUGUGGGAGCCACUCGAGUUCAAAUUGCUCUGAAGUAUGAUGAGAAGAAUAGACAAUUUGCAAUAUUAGUAAUCCAACUGAGUAACCUCUCUGCUCUGUUAUUGCAACAAGACCAGAAAGUGAACAUCCGUGUAGCCAUCCUGCCUUGCUCUGAAAGCAGCACCUGCCUGUUCAGAACCCGGCCUCUGGACUCUGCAGAUACCCUCGUGUUCAAUGAGGCAUUCUGGGUGUCCAUGUCCUACCCAGCCCUUCACCAGAAGACCUUACGAGUAGAUGUCUGUACCACUGACAGGAGCCAUGCAGAGGAGUGCCUGGGAGGCGCCCAGAUCAGCCUGGCUGAGGUCUGCCGGUCUGGGGAGAGGUCAACACGCUGGUAUAACCUCCUGAGCUACAAAUACUUGAAGAAACAGUGUGGAGAGCCCCAGCCAACGGGAGCUACAGGACCUGACCACAUGGAUGCUGUAUCUGCCUUGCUGGAACAGACAGCCGUGGAGCUAGAGAAGAGGCAGGAGGGGAGAAGCAGCUCCCAGAUACUGGAGGGCAGCUGGACAUAUGAGGAAGAGACCAGCGAGAAUGAGGCAGUAGCUGAAGAGGAGGAAGAGAGAGAAGAGGGGGAGGAAGAUGUCUUCACUGAAAAGGUCUCCCCAGAGGCAGAAGAGUACCCAGCAUUACAGGUGGACAGAGAGACCAAUACCGACAGCGUGGCCCCAUCCCCAACAGUGGUGCGGCCCAAGGACCGGCGGGUGGGUGCCCCUUCGCCAGGGCCGUUUCUUCGAGGGAGUACCAUCAUCCGCUCCAAGACCUUCUCACCUGGACCCCAGAGCCAGUACGUGUGCCGGCUGAAUCGAAGCGACAGUGAUAGUUCCACUCUGUCUAAGAAGCCACCUUUUGUUCGGAACUCCCUGGAGCGUCGAAGUGUCCGGAUGAAACGGCCUUCAUCCGUCAAGUCCCUGCGCACAGAGCGCCUGAUCCGCACCUCGCUGGACCUGGAACUAGACCUACAGGCAACGAGGACUUGGCACAGCCAGCUGACUCAGGAGAUCUCAGUGCUGAAGGAACUGAAGGAGCAUUUGGAGCAAGCCAAGAACCAUGGGGAGAAGGAGCUGCCACAGUGGCUUCGUGAAGAUGAGCGCUUCCGCCUGCUGCUGAGGAUGCUGGAGAAGAGAGUCGAUCGUGCAGAACAUAAGGGUGAGCUGGAAACAGAUAAGAUGAUGAGGGCAGCUGCCAAGGAUGUGCACAGGCUUCGAGGCCGGAGCUGUAAGGAGCCUCCAGAAGUGCAGUCUUUCAGGGAGAAGAUGGCAUUUUUCACCCGGCCUCGGAUGAACAUUCCAGCUCUCUCUGCAGAUGACGUCUAA